Molecule: messenger RNA, 3010 nt
Organism: Carlito syrichta (Philippine tarsier)
Lineage: Eukaryota; Metazoa; Chordata; Mammalia; Primates; Tarsiidae
Gene: LGR6
Product: leucine rich repeat containing G protein-coupled receptor 6
Exons: 14
Coding region: 179-2512 (777 amino acids)
Biological process (GO): G protein-coupled receptor signaling pathway
Cellular component (GO): membrane
Molecular function (GO): protein-hormone receptor activity; protein binding
Source: RefSeq, a predicted model, not a curated record
CCUGGAUUGACUCCUCUCCAUCCUCUCUUCCACCAGGCGCCUAGAUGCCAACCUCAUCUCCCUGGUCCCGGAGAGGAGCUUUGAGGGGCUGUCCUCCCUCCGCCACCUCUGGCUGGACGACAAUGCACUCACGGAGAUCCCAGUCAGGGCCCUCAACAACCUCCCUGCCCUGCAGGCCAUGACCCUGGCCCUCAACCGCAUCAGCCACAUCCCUGACUACGCCUUCCAGAACCUCACCAGCCUUGUGGUGCUGCAUCUGCAUAACAACCGCAUCCAGCAUCUGGGUACCCACAGCUUCGAGGGGCUGCGCAACCUGGAGACACUAGACUUGAAUUAUAACGAGCUGCAAGAGUUCCCCGUGGCCAUCCGGACCCUGGGCAGACUGCAGGAACUGGGAUUCCAUAACAACAACAUCAAGGCUAUCCCAGAAAAGGCUUUCAUGGGGAACCCUCUACUGCAGACGAUACACUUUUAUGAUAACCCAAUCCAGUUUGUGGGAAGGUCGGCAUUCCAGUACCUGCCGAAACUGCACACGCUAUCCCUGAAUGGUGCCACGGACAUCCAGGAGUUCCCAGACCUCAAGGGCACCACCAGCCUGGAGAUCCUGACCCUGACCCGCGCAGGCAUCCGGCUGCUCCCAUCGGGGAUGUGCCAACAGCUGCCCAGGCUCCGAGUCCUGGAACUGUCUCAUAAUCAAAUCGAGGAGCUUCCCAGCCUGCACAGGUGUCAGAAGUUGGAGGAAAUCGGCCUCCAGCACAACCGCAUCUGGGAAAUUGGAGCUGACACCUUCAGCCAGUUGAGCUCCCUGCAAGCUCUGGACCUCAGCUGGAAUGCCAUCCGGUCCAUCCACCCUGAGGCCUUCUCAACUUUGCGCUCCCUGGUCAAGCUGGACCUGACUGACAACCAGCUGACCACACUGCCCCUGGCUGGACUUGGGGGCCUGAUGCAUCUGAAGCUCAAAGGGAACCUGGCUCUAUCCCAGGCCUUCUCCAAGGACAGUUUUCCAAAAUUGAGGAUCCUGGAGGUGCCUUAUGCCUACCAGUGCUGUGCCUAUGGCAUGUGUGCCAGCUUCUUCAAGGCCUCUGGGCAGUGGGAGGCCAAGGACUUUCACCUUGAUGAUGAGGAGGCUCCAAAGAAGCCCCUGGGAGUCCUUUCUGGACAAGCAGAGAACCACUAUGACCUGGACCUGGAUGAGCUCCAACUGGAGAUGGAAGACUCAAAGCCACACCCUAGUGUCCAGUGCAGCCCCAUUCCAGGCCCCUUCAAGCCCUGUGAGCACCUCUUUGAAAGCUGGGGCAUCCGCCUGGCCGUGUGGGCCAUCGUAUUGCUCUCCGUGCUCUGCAAUGGGCUGGUGCUGAUGACCAUGUUUGCUGGUGGGCCUGUCCCCCUACCCCCGGUCAAGUUUGUGGUAGGUGCAAUUGCAGGCGCCAACACCGUGACUGGCAUUUCCUGUGGCCUUCUAGCCUCAGUUGACGCCUUGACUUUUGGCCAGUUCGCGGAGUAUGGAGCCCGCUGGGAGAUGGGGCUGGGCUGCCGGGCUACCGGCUUCCUGGCAGUACUUGGGUCGGAGGCCUCCGUGCUGCUGCUCACUCUGGCUGCAGUGCAGUGCAGUGUCUCUGUCUCCUGUGUCCGGGCCUACGGGAAGGCCCCCUCCCAGGGCAGCGUUCGAGCAGGGGCCCUGGGCUGCCUGGUGCUGGCAGGGCUGGCCGCGGCCCUGCCCCUCACCUCAGUGGGAGAAUAUGGGGCCUCCCCGCUCUGCCUGCCCUAUGCCCCACCUGAGGGCCAACCGGCAGCCCUGGGCUUUGCUGUGGCCCUGGUGAUGAUGAACUCCUUCUGCUUCCUGGUAGUGGCCGGUGCCUACAUCAAACUCUACUGUGACCUGCCACGGGGUGACUUUGAGGCUGUGUGGGACUGCGCCAUGGUGAGGCACGUGGCCUGGCUCAUCUUCGCAGAUGGGCUCCUCUACUGUCCCGUGGCCUUCCUCAGCUUCGCCUUCAUGCUUGGCCUCUUCCCCGUCACGCCCGAGGCCGUCAAGUCUGUCCUGCUCGUGGUGCUGCCCCUGCCGGCCUGCCUGAACCCACUGCUCUACCUGCUCUUCAACCCUCACUUCCGGGAUGACCUCCGGCGGCUCUGGCCCCGCACCAGGGCCCCAGGGCCCCUAGCCUAUGCUGCUGCCAGUGAGCUGGAGAAGAGCUCCUGCGAUUCCACCCAGGCCCUGGUGGCCUUCUCUGAUGUGGAUCUCAUUCUGGAAGCUUCUGAGGCUGGGCGGCCUCCUGGGCUGGAGACCUAUGGCUUCCCCUCAGUGACCCUCAUCUCCUGUCAGCAGCCAGGGCCGCCCAGGCGGGAGGGCAGCCAUUUUGCAGAGCCAGAGGGGACCCACUUUGGGAACCGACCACCCUCCAUGGAUGGAGAACUGCUGCUGAGGGCAGAGGGAGCGCCGCCAGCAGGUGGAGACUCAUCAGUGGGCGGGGGGUUACGGCCCUCUGGCUUAGCCUUUGCCUCCCAUGUAUAAAUGUCCCUCCCUGUUCUUCUCUUCCCAUCUCUUCCCUCCCCCUCUCCUCCCUCUUCUGUGAAUGAUGGCUGCUUAUAAAAUAAAUACAACCAAAACUUAGCAGUGUGAUCCAUAGCAGGAUGGCCCAGGCCCUCGCUCCAUUGGUCUCCUCUCUCCUGUGACCCUUGCCACUGAGUGUUCUUGUCCUGGUUUCCCCUCGGCCUUCCUCAGCCUCACCUUCGUGCUGGGCCUCCUCCCUGUCAUGUCUGAAGCUGUGAACCAGAGACCUGGAAAUGUGUCAGCUUAAGGGAAAUGAAGGAAGCAUGACCGUGAGAGGAUUGAGGGGACUGAGCAGGCCCAGGAUCAGGGCACAGUGGACAGGGAGACUUCACAGAGAAAGUUCUGGAAGGGGACCUCCCCUGUGACUCACGGAUAGGAUACAGAAUGUAUUCUGUGUCCCAUUUAUCUUGACAUAUGUCAUGCAUAAAGACUGCCUAUUAAGCUCUGGAAGAGAUUACA